UGAAAAUGGUGAAAUCAAGGUGUAUAAAAGAAAUAGUAAUAGAGAGAAAGGGAAAAAGGAUACAGAUCCGAAUAGUAAAAUCCAAGAUGAUAAGAUCUUUAGAAACAUGGAGACAAAGGGUAAAGAUUUUGUUGAUGAUGUUGAAAUCGAUGAAUCCAAUUAUGUAGAAAAGAAAGAACUUAUCUGGAGAUAUUUGAACAAUAUAUCAACCAUUGGUAGUACAAGUAAUGAUGAGAUCGUUAGAUGUGUUCCUGGUGUUGAAGAAAAAUUGAAUCACAUAACCACUUCUGAAUAUAGUAUUAAAAUAAGCUUAGGUAUUAGCGAUUUUGAGAAAAUUCGUGUUAGUAGUGACAUUCUAGUCGAUAAAACGCUCCUUUUCGAAGAAGUUCUAAGUGCUUUAGCAGAAAAAAAAGUCUUUGAAGUUGAUAUUGACGGUGUUAAAGUGGUUCAAAAGUUCUAUGUGAAGCAUGAAUUUUGUUAUGAUGUUGUUCUUGGAAUACCGUGUAUUAAAGGCAAAUUGAUGAAGAAUAAUAGUAUCGAUGAAGAGAAAGAGAAAUGUAGUGAUGAAAAAGACAAUAAUAUUGUAAACGUAAGAGUGAAUAAAUCUGAUAAAGGUGAACAAAAGAAGAGUAUUCAUUGUCAAAACAUUGGUUACGAGAGUUGCAAUAGUGAAGCACGUGACCUUGGAUUGGAUUAUAAAAAUAAAAGAAGCAUUAGAUUAAAAGAUGCAUUUCUGGAAAAUCUAAAUAUGAUGCAAAUAUUGAAUAGCAUAUUAAAGGCUAAACAUAAUGUAAGAGGUUUAGUAAGGUUAAAUGGGGUGAGCUGCUGA
Messenger RNA from Dentiscutata heterogama, 829 nucleotides. The record is from the annotation of a GenBank genome assembly. Lineage: Eukaryota; Fungi; Glomeromycota; Glomeromycetes; Diversisporales; Gigasporaceae.